Molecule: messenger RNA, 231 nt
Organism: Drepanopeziza brunnea f. sp. 'multigermtubi' MB_m1
Lineage: Eukaryota; Fungi; Ascomycota; Leotiomycetes; Helotiales; Drepanopezizaceae
Source: RefSeq, a predicted model, not a curated record
AUGCUCCACCUCCCAGCCCUCCUCGCCGCCUUCGCGUUCACCCUCAGCCUCGCCAUAGCCGCUCCCCAAGGCUUCAUCUCACAAGAAAAGUGCGCCAACUACGGCCAGCAAGCCUGCUCGUACGAUCACAAGAACAUCCUCGUCUGCAAUGUCCGAGGCAAGUGGGUGCUCGCGGCCAGUUGUGCUGGCUUGACUUGCAAGCAGCUGUCCGAUGCACCGCACUGCCUUUAA